UAACAUCUCACAAUUCUGACUUUUUUCUUUUUAUUCCAUGGCAGAAAUAAGCUGCAUAGAAAUCUUAUUCAUACACACGCUUGUUCAAAUUGUGCAUAUAGGUGGGUCACUACAGGUUUUUAUUAAUUUGUCAGGAAAUCGGGCAGUAGGAGGAGCUGCUUCACAGUCGUCAACAUCUUCUGGGAGCUGGUCUGCAGAAAAGGCCAUAGACAGUAAUCGAGGUCUCCAGCAGUUGAAUACAUCAUGUUCAUCAACCCUUAAUGAGACUAACCCAUGGUGGAGGCUGGAUCUGCGUGAUGUGUACAGAGUUAGAGAAGUGGUCAUCACUAACAGAAAUGACUGCUGUGCAGAACAAAUAAAUGGAGCAGAGAUUCGCAUCGGAAACUCUUUGGAGAACAAUGGCACCAACAAUCCCAUAUGUGCUGUUAUUCCUGCUAUUCCAGCAGGAGAGUCCUACAACUACACAUGUAAUGGGAUGGAGGGACGUUAUGUGAAUGUUUAUAUUCCUGGUGAUCAAAAGGUUCUUUCUCUUUGUGAGGUUGAAGUCUACGGGUAUUUGGCAGAAAAUCUAGCAGUAGAUGGAUCUGCUACACAGUCAUCAACAUCUGGGGACGGGUUUGCUGAAAAGGCAGUUGAGCGAGGUCUCCAGCAGUUGUACACAGGAUGCUCGUCAACCCUUAAUGAGACUAACCCAUGGUGGAGACUGGAUCUGCGUCAUAUUUACAGAAUUAGCAAGGUGGUCAUCACUAACAGAAAUGACUGCUGUGCAGAACAAAUAAACGGCGCUGAGAUUCGCAUCGGAAACUCUUUGGAGAACAAUGGCACCAACAAUCCCAUAUGUGCUGUUAUUCCUGCUAUUCCAGCAGGCAAGUCCUCCAGCUACUCAUGUAAUGGGAUGGAGGGACGUUAUGUGAAUCUGAACAUUCCUGGAAACAUGAAGAUACUCACUCUUUGUGAGAUGAAGGUCUUUGGAGAAGGUCCCUGUUUAAAAAGAUCAUUUGUAAAGAUGCAGUUUAACUCCAGCAAAUAUUUGACCGACCCUUCAGUGAGAGAAAACAUUCUGAAACAGGUCGUUGUGGUAAAGAAAAUUAAUACUCUGGAAAUCAGCCAUGAGGAACAUGAUAAUUCACUGAAAAGACAGUGA
This is a messenger RNA of Megalobrama amblycephala (Wuchang bream), 1144 nucleotides long. RefSeq lists its product as uncharacterized. The transcript has 6 exons. Bases 38 to 1144 code for a protein of 368 amino acids. The record is from RefSeq and is a predicted model, not a curated record. NCBI's taxonomy places the organism in Eukaryota, Metazoa, Chordata, Actinopteri, Cypriniformes, Xenocyprididae.